Gadus chalcogrammus (walleye pollock) is the source of this 2966-nucleotide messenger RNA. RefSeq lists its product as uncharacterized. The transcript is spliced from 4 exons. Bases 675 to 1973 code for a protein of 432 amino acids. Gene Ontology annotation, molecular function: zinc ion binding. Lineage: Eukaryota; Metazoa; Chordata; Actinopteri; Gadiformes; Gadidae. The record is from RefSeq and is a predicted model, not a curated record.
UACGUGCACAUUAGCAUAUGCUACUUCCGGUAGCCUACUUCCUAUUGGGUGUCGAGCUUCCGGUAUCAACACGACUCGGCUGUCUAUGGCUGGAAUCCGGUAGCCCAAUGGCCGAAGCAAAUUUCUCAAGAUGUCUUGGACAUAUGCCGGCGAUAACAGUUGACGAUGUUCAUCGACUGGUCAGCAUUUUUUCACCCGCACCCCAAAGCAAACGAGAAAAGGGUUUUAUACUGUAUAUAUCGCAAUAUUUGCACAAUUUUGAAGGUAAGUCACAACAACAUGAUAUCCAUGCUACGUGCUAAAGUUAUGUUAUCUGGUAAAUGUUAUGUUAUCUCUAUACAUUAUAAAAGUCGAAAUCGUGCGUUAGAUGUUUGUCUUAGCCCUUGUUUAGUUUAUGAUGUUAUGUUCGGAGGCUAUGUGUUGUUGACACUCCUACGUGUUAUAUAGGCAGUAGCCUAAAAGUAUCAAACGUUGAUUCGUUCGUUUUCAAGUUAGCAAACUGUGAUUGCCUGUGUAUGAACAAACGAACUUUAGAUGGACAACAAUAUUUUCCUAUUAGAGUUGCUAGUCAUUGUUCUUACCAACUAACUUGCAUGCUAUCCUAUUAAUUACUAACUUGCUAAAAUUGUUAUUUUUCCACAGUGUCUGACAAAGAUCAGGGUUCAGGAGAGGUGAUGGUCAGGGCAGAGUGCUACAGGUCAAUGAGGAAGUCAGAGAAACCUCACAAGCUCAGAGUGGUCCUAAAAGAUGUGCAGCCUGUGGAGCUCCUGCACUUCCAUUGCACCUGCAAGGCUGGAAAGGCAUUGUGCAACCACGGUGUUGCACUUCUGUUUCAAGCUGCGCACUAUUCGCAGUUGAAACUCCAGGUUGUCCCCCCAACGUUGAGCUGCACUGAAGGGGAACAACAGUGGCAUAAGCCUAGAGUUAUGGGGAUAAAGCCGGGCCCUGUUGACAAGAUGGCUGUGAUCUCGGCCAAACCAAAAGCCAGAAAGACAACAGAGGGAGUGCGGAGCAAACUGUACAAAGGUCUUCAUGGGGAACUUCCUGACCUCUCAGUUCUUCGGGUGUCGGAGGUAUACAAAGACUUUGCUGCUGCUGACCGCCCUAUGAUCUGCAGCAUGGGGAUAACUGAAGAUAUUCCACUAGUGGACUCGCUGUUUGGAAAGGUUCAACAUGGAAGUCCCGUGUCGUACCAGCAACCUGCCAAAGACCAGGUAAAGGCUCUCCAUGAUGCCACACCCCCUCCAUCGUUGCCACUCCAGGCCUACAGACUUGAGCCAUCAGAGUGCAUGUUUGCGUGUUCCAGAAAACAACAACUGCACAUGCAAAGUCUUCAAGUCACCGAGGAUUUGGCCCAUAAGAUCGAAUGUGGUACCCGAGAGCAGAGCUUGUGUGCCGAUUGGUACAAUGUUCGGAAACCACGGGUGACAGCAUCUCGUUUCAGAGAAGUCUGUCAUGUGGGCAAGGCCUCUGAAGAGGGACUUGCGGAACGCAUUCUUAGAGGGAUACGGCAGACCGCAGCUAUGAAGAGGGGUUUGGAGUUGGAGGCUGAUGCAGUCUGGGAGUACUGCCAGAUAAAGAGAGUCAACCACUACAAAUGUGGGUUUGUAGUACACCCAGAUGCACCUUGGAUUGGUGCCUCGCCGGAUGGGGUUGUUUUUGACCCAUUAGAACAGCCAGAGUUUGGCCUUUUAGAGAUAAAAUGUCCCAACAUUUCUAAUUACAUAGACGCACCUUAUCUGAAGGUAAUAAGUGGUUCAGUGCAGCUCAAACCGACCCAUGCCUACUAUUGGCAAGUUCAGGGCCAACUGUUGGUCACAGGUAUGAGUUGGUGCGAUUUUGUUGUCUCUGCCCAGGAUGAUGUUUUCAUCCAGAGAAUCCAGAGGGAUGAGGGCAUGAUGCUAACAAUGAAGCGUGGGAUUGACAUGUUUUUCUUCAAUGUAUACAUGGACAAAUACCUGGCAGUGGCAUGAGUUGUUGAUUUCAUUUUAGCAGAUGACUCCUUUAAAUCUUAUGUGACUAAUGAUUAAGUUAAUUGUACAUGUUCAUUUGAAUGCUUUGUUUAUUUAAGGGCAAUCUCCUUUCUCUUUAUUUAAUUCCCCCCUAUCCCUUGAUUUUUCAAUAAAUGAUAACGUAUUCAAACAUUUUAUCAGUUGUCUCCCUCCUUUUUGUUGCACCUCUUUAACGAGCAGAGGUUCGUAACAGGCAGUGACACGUCAUGCUAACGAUUAAUGAAAUUUUACUCUUUCAAAUACAUUUCACUUGAAAUCUAUAUGAUGUGUUUUUCCUUUCUGAAUUACAGAUAAAUGGUCCUUUGCAUCUUUAAAAAAUCCAUCACAGCCAAUAGGACACAGAACAAAGCUGUAGACUACAUUUAUGAAGUAAAGCAGUUUUAUUUAAAGAGUAACAACAAAUCACUUAAAAAAAACCAAACAGUAUGGAGUAUGGUUAAAUAGCAUGUUUAUUUUGAAAAAGACCAGAAAAUCAGACCAUCCAUUUCUUGACCAGGGGUCCGUACUGAUAAUUGGAGAGGAGACAUGCAACAGUGAACAGUUGAUUUAUACUGCCACAAAUAGAGAGAGGGAUGACCGUGUCAAAAAGUUUGUUUUCUUUGACCCUCCUAAUGAGCCUCUCCACGUGGACUCUCAGGCGUGCAAUCGACUGGGUUUUAAGGAUGUCUACCUCUGACAUUUGCUCCUGUUUGUGCAUAAAAGCAGGGCGAUGCACUUUCCCAGAAACUAGCUCAUCAAUCAAAAACCCCUUGUCUACCAUAACCUCCAUGUCGGGUGUUAGGAGAGAGGUGAUGCCGGAGUGACGGAAAAUCUCCUUGUCACUGAUGGAGCCUUCAAAAAGUGCUGACACAAAUGUCAAUGCUCCAUGGGGGGACAUGCCAAUAAGUGCUUUGAAGGUACAGUGCGACUUGUAGGCGGAGAAUACCUCACUUUGAAGCAGAAGGGAGGUAGGGG